UAAAAUUGGCAGGGAACACCUCAGGAAAGUUCAAAAAUGUUUCUGCUAUAACACCAUUAAACCUACAGCAGAUUAGAGUUAAAAGUUAAGGGGAAUGUUAGGCUCGGGCAGGAAAGGGAAGGCGAAUCUUUUCGAAGCAUUAAGGCCUAAUAAAUCUGCAAAACCCUAGGUGGAUUCAUAAGUUAUUGACAUAAAUCUGCAAAUCCGUUGGAGGGUGAGGUCCAAAGGGCAAAGGGCAAGGAACAAAGCCAGCCAUGGGGGAUGUUGAAAAUGAGAUUACGAGUGUCUUCCGAAAUGUAUCAGUGACGGUGGUGCCUUCCAACGAAUGGCUCGCCGGGGACCUCUGCUUUGCCACUGGGGAAGCAGAAGAAGAGGGGCCUUAUCUGCAUUUCAUCGAACAGGAACGAAAAGGAGAGGGCCAACCUCAAAUUUUUAAAGAGUUUUUGCGGCAUUCGCAGCUUUUCAGGGUGGGACCUGCUUCAUCAUUGUGGGUUACAAACAAGAAUUCACCUAGCUGUUCAAUUGAGAGCUUCUGUCAAGCUAUUUCAAUACAAUUCCCAACAGAAGCAGCAAACAGUGCAUUUGUUUCUACUUUUUCGGAGUUGAAGAGUGAUACAACAUCUGCUAGAGCCACUGGGAGGGAGUUGGCUAAUGGUUCGUGUGAUGCAUCUUGGAACCAGAGCAAGUUUGAUAAGAAAAUUGAGUCGUCUUCUGCUAAAAUGUACUUCCAUUAUUAUGGACAGCUUCUUCACCAGCAGAACAUGUUACAAGAUUAUGUGCGCACAGGGUCCUACUAUGCUGCUGUUAUAGAAAAUCGUAUAGAUUUCCAGGGCCGUAUUGUAGUGGAUGUGGGUGCUGGAAGUGGAAUUCUGUCACUUUUUGCUGCUCAGGCUGGUGCAAAGCAUGUCUAUGCUGUUGAAGCAUCGGAUAUGGUAGAUUACGCACGAAAACUUAUUGAUGGAAAUCCAUCUCUGGGUCAGCGAAUAACAGUGAUUCAGGGAAAAGUUGAGGAGGUUGAGCUGCCAGAGAAAGCUGAUAUAUUAAUAUCAGAACCAAUGGGAACUUUGCUAGUUAAUGAGAGGAUGUUAGAAUCAUAUGUGAUAGCAAGGGACAGGUUCCUUAGUCCCGUUGGCAAAAUGUUCCCUACAAUCGGCAGGAUCCAUAUGGCUCCCUUUAGUGACGAGUAUCUUUAUGUUGAAAUAGCAAACAAGGCUCUAUUCUGGCAACAACAAAACUACUAUGGUGUUGACUUGACACCAUUGCAUGGAUCUGCUUUUCAGGGCUAUUUUUCUCAGCCUGUAGUGGAUGCUUUUGAUCCCAGAAUGCUCAUUGCUCCAGCUAUAUAUCAUACAAUAGACUUCACUAAGGUCAAGGAAGAAGAACUGUAUGAAAUUGACAUUCCCUUGAACUUCACUGCAUCAAUUGGCACUCGAGUUCAUGGCCUUGCAUGUUGGUUUGAUGUUCUUUUCAAUGGAAGUGCUGUGCAACGAUGGCUCACCACUGCACCUGGUGCACCAACAACACACUGGUAUCAACUUCGUUGUGUCUUGUCUCAGCCUAUCUAUGUCAUGGCUGGGCAGACUAUUACUGGUCGGCUCCAUAUGGUUGCUCACAGCGCUCAGAGCUAUACUAUGUAUCUCACCAUGUCAGCAAAAAUGUGGGGUGCUGGUGCGGACCAAGGAGGUAUACUGCAAACAUCUUCGAGCAAGCUUGAUUUGAAGGAACCAUAUUAUAGGAUGUCACAGCCUCAAGCCUAUGCCUGGGCUCAGGAUCAGUCAGCUCAGCAGUUAGUCCAGCAGCAGGCAAAUGGUCUUCCAUCACAGCAAAGUGAGGGAACGAUCCUUGUACAACAGCCAAUACAAGCAUCUGCACUUUUGCAACAACAGCGACAGCAGCAACAACAGUUCUAUUAACAGCCUCCUCAAAAUUUUGAACAGCAGUUCCAUCUUUUCCAGUCAUAAUGGAUGUUUGGUAUGCCCAGUACAUUUCUAAUGGUCAUGGGUAGCAACCAAGCACUUAGUGCAGAGUAGCUGCAAGUUAGAUUGUUAAUUGACCAAUGAAAGCUCAUAUAUAUUUUUCAGUAGAAUGCUUGUAUUGGAAUUUACUUAUUUCUGCAUUGAGGCUCAAUUCUUCUUUACAUAACAAAUAAAUUGAACGGUUUUGCUCAUACCCUCUCCAACGAGUUGAGAGCAAGAUAAUGAGAAGAACCUGAGAAAUGUAUUUGAAGAAUCUUGGGCAGUCUAGACAGGCACAUGGAAUUAAAUUGGUACAGCUUUUGUAUUUGACCAAUAAAAAGGAAACUUUAGCUCAUUGAUACUAAAAGUUCUGAUUCUGUUUAUAAGAAAAGAUUUUCUCAUAAGUUUUGCUCUCAGACCUCAAAAAGCACUGAAACAUGCAAUAAGAGAACAUUUCAUUUUUCUCUAGUA
Molecule: messenger RNA, 2426 nt
Organism: Cryptomeria japonica (Japanese cedar)
Lineage: Eukaryota; Viridiplantae; Streptophyta; Pinopsida; Cupressales; Cupressaceae
Product: probable histone-arginine methyltransferase CARM1
Exons: 15
Coding region: 255-1913 (552 amino acids)
Biological process (GO): peptidyl-arginine methylation
Molecular function (GO): protein-arginine N-methyltransferase activity
Source: RefSeq, a predicted model, not a curated record